AUGGCUACUGAGACAUUCGACCUCAAAGCUCGCGCGCUCGAGUUCAUGGAUCUCAUGAGCAACAAACGUGACUUCGACACGGCGGCACAAUACAUCCACCCAGACGUGGUUCAGAAGAAUGCGCUAAAGGAGCUCCGUGGCAAGGAAGCACUUCUGACAAACUUCAAGACCAUGACUACCGUUCGUGCGCCAGAUUUCCACGUGGAUUUCAUCGACUCCGUACGGGAGGGGAAUAAGGUCUGGGCGUUCGUCAGAGUGUCAGGGCUUCCGGGAGGGAUCGUGAAGGACUCUAUUGAUAUUACGGAGUGGUCGGACGAUGGCCGCCUGCUGUAUGCGACGCAUGUGCAGCGGAAUCUGGAGAAGGACGAGAUUCCUCAGGCCUUGGGGUCAUCCUAA
This is a messenger RNA of Talaromyces atroroseus, 396 nucleotides long. RefSeq lists its product as hypothetical. NCBI's taxonomy places the organism in Eukaryota, Fungi, Ascomycota, Eurotiomycetes, Eurotiales, Trichocomaceae. The record is from RefSeq and is a predicted model, not a curated record. The transcript has a single exon. The coding region runs from base 1 to 396 and encodes 131 amino acids.